This is a messenger RNA of Echinococcus granulosus, 744 nucleotides long. RefSeq names its product putative dolichyl pyrophosphate Glc1Man9GlcNAc2 alpha-1,3-glucosyltransferase. NCBI's taxonomy places the organism in Eukaryota, Metazoa, Platyhelminthes, Cestoda, Cyclophyllidea, Taeniidae. The record is from RefSeq and is a predicted model, not a curated record. Gene Ontology annotation, biological process: protein N-linked glycosylation. Gene Ontology annotation, cellular component: endoplasmic reticulum membrane. The transcript is spliced from 7 exons. The coding region runs from base 1 to 744 and encodes 247 amino acids. Gene Ontology annotation, molecular function: dolichyl pyrophosphate Glc1Man9GlcNAc2 alpha-1,3-glucosyltransferase activity.
AUGGUUAUGCUGAAGAUAAAAUCGUUUAAUGCGAGAAUAAUGGCAUGUCAUUCUACGGACUUUGAGGUUCAUAGAAAUUGGCUUGCUAUCACAUACUGCACCAACAUAUCGGAGUGGUACAGUGAGGCUACAAGCAAGUGGACUUUGGAUUAUCCCCCCUUCUUUGCCUAUUUUGAGUGGGCUCUGGCACAAAUUGGUAGCAAAUUGGACCCUAAAAUGGUGGUUCUGUCUACUGAGACCUACUCCUCAUUAACUACAAUUUACUUCCAACGUAUAACGGUUUUAUUGUCUGAAUGCCUCCUCCUUUAUUCAAUUUACAUUCACUUUCAGUACAACGGAUUUCUCUUUGGCAUACUAUUCCUAUCCAUCCUCAAAGCCUUUCAGGGAAAUUUCCUAUGGAGUGGAUUUUGGUUUUCUGUUUUGCUCAACUUCAAGCAUAUUUUCGUUUAUGUUGCUCCCGUCUACUUUGUUUUUAUGCUCUUUCAUUACUGCCUAAAGAGAGAGAGUGGUCGAGUCAAAGUUGUGCUUGGCCGUUUGUUCCUAAUGGCUGCAGUUGUUGGUAUUGUAUUCACAGUCUCUUUGGCGCCUUUUAUCUAUUGGGGUAAAUUGGCAGAGUUGCUUGCAAGGUUAUUUCCGUUUCAACGUGGUUUGUGCCACUCCUAUUGGGCUCCAAACUUCUGGGCUUUGUACAAUGCUGCGGAUAAGAUGUUUAGUGCCUCUGGUAUGUUUUAUUACUUGGGAUGA